AUACAACGCUGCACCAUCGUCUCACGUUGGGGGUCAAACGGGAAUUAUGUGCACCUAAUUGAUCUAGAUAAAAUGUCCAGUUUUACGAAGUCUGCUCAGCAAUGGGCUACCUUUGCCAGGUCAUGGUACCUGAUAGACGCACGGAUGCAGCCUCCAGGGAAGAUCGCCACUAUGUGUGCAAUCAGGUUACAGGGAAAACACAAGCCAAUCUACCACGCAAUAAGCGACGUUGGAGACCAUGUGGUGGUUAUAAACACCAGGCACAUAGCCUUCUCUGGAAACAAAUGGGAACAGAAGGUCUACUCCUCUCACAAUCAGUAUCCGGGUGGAUUUAAACAGGUCACAGCUGCCCAGCUACAUUUGAAAGACCCCAAGGCAAUUAUGAAGCUGGCCGUUUACGGGAUGCUGCCUAGAAACCUGCACAGAAGGACCAUGAUGCAGCGACUGCACCUGUUUCCUGAAGAUGAUCUUCCAGAAGACAUCCUGCAGAACCUGACCGAGGAGCUGCCACAGCCCAGAGAGGUUCCUCGCAGACUGGACCAGUACACCCCAGAGGAACAAGAAGCUUUCCCCCGGCUGUGGACCCCGCCUGGAGACUACCGGGUGAAGUGAUUGCUGCUUUCUGGCUUCUAAUGGUGCCGUUACCUUUACUUCAGUUUACAUCUGUCUUUUACAUAAUCUGUGUGACCUUUACUUGACACACCACCAACCUUUCUGUUGUCCCAAUAAUGUACUAAAAUAAAAAGAAACAUUCUGGUC
Esox lucius (northern pike) is the source of this 759-nucleotide messenger RNA. It is a transcript of the gene mrpl13, whose product is annotated as mitochondrial ribosomal protein L13. Gene Ontology annotation, molecular function: mRNA binding; structural constituent of ribosome. NCBI's taxonomy places the organism in Eukaryota, Metazoa, Chordata, Actinopteri, Esociformes, Esocidae. Gene Ontology annotation, biological process: translation; negative regulation of translation. The record is from RefSeq and is marked provisional. Gene Ontology annotation, cellular component: ribosome; mitochondrial large ribosomal subunit.